This is a messenger RNA of Ustilago hordei, 1575 nucleotides long. RefSeq lists its product as uncharacterized. The record is from RefSeq and is a predicted model, not a curated record. NCBI's taxonomy places the organism in Eukaryota, Fungi, Basidiomycota, Ustilaginomycetes, Ustilaginales, Ustilaginaceae. The coding region runs from base 1 to 1575 and encodes 524 amino acids. The transcript has a single exon.
AUGUCGGACACAAAGGACCCCACCACGGUCGUCGACGACACCUCAAGCAACCCUGACAGCAAAUCACCCAACAGCAGCUCAGAACAGGCCCCUAUCACUCCUUCACAGCCUCGUAAGGGCAACGCCACCUCAGCCUUGCUUGAAAUUAUCGGUCUUCGUGAUCCCAAGCCCGACGCACGUCCAGUAUGGGACGGCAAGAGCCCCACCUGGUACCGAUCCACUUUCUUCAACAUCACCGUGCUCGGAGGAUGCUCCUUCCUCGCACCAGGUCUGUGGGCUGCAACCGCAUCAUUGGGAGCAGGAGGCUCACAAGAUCCAUCUACUGUCAACGCCGCCAACUCCCUCACUUUCGCCCUCAUGGUCAUCACCAGUUUUUUCACCUCAUCACUCAUCAACCACACCUCGGCCAAGUUUGCACUCAUCUUCGGCACCAUCGGGUACGCUCCCUACGCAGCCGGACUCUACCUCAACAGCGUAAAUCAGUCGCAAUGGCUCGUGGUCUUCGGAGCGGCAUGCUGUGGGGCUUCAGCCGGUGUAUUUUGGUCUGUUGAAGGCAGCAUCGCACUCGGAUAUCCUGAACGAUUGAAGCAAGCACGCUACAUCUCGUACUGGUUGAUGUUCCGAGUUCUCGGACAACUUUUGGGUGGAAUCAUUAACCUCGCUCUUAACGUAAACGAUGAUCAGAAGGGCUCCAUCUCUACCAACACGUAUCUUGUUUUCGUUGUGUUGCAAUGCUUGGGUCCUUUCUGCGCAAUGCUUUUAUCGCCACCGCACAAGGUUCAGCGUACGGACAAGACCCCGGUGUAUCUGCAUAUCGAAUCUUCCACCAGGAAGGAGAUCAAGUUGAUGUGGAAGGCGAUUUGCAAGCCACAGGUGUUGUUGUUGUUGCCGGUGAUCUGGCAGUCAACCUGGUCUGAGGCGCUUAUUGGGACGUAUGCGGUGAACUACUUUACCGUUAGGUCAAGAGCUCUUGGUUCGCUGCUUUCAGCCGUGCUGGCCAGUUUGAGCAACUACGCUCUCGGAUUCUUCUUGGACUGGAAGAAGCCCACAGUCAACAGCAGAGCCAAAACUUCAUUUAUUGCAAUAUACACCUUGCAGGCAGCUUGGUGGGCUUGGGCUAUCUACAUUAUGCACAAGUAUCACACCACUUCCCCUAAACCCUCCUUUGAUUGGACUACAUCGGGCUGGGGAUCAGGCUUCUUUCUAUACCUAGCAUUGCAGGUGGGUUUCAAUAUGAUGUACGAACUCAACUACUGGAUUAUCGGAAACAUUAGCGAAGAUCCAGCAGAGAUCAUCAGGCUAGCAUCGAUCGUUAGAGGAGUGGAAAGUGCUGGACAGUGUGUAAGUUAUGGUGUCAACUCGACAAGUUGGAGAUUGGAUGCUGCUGCAGGGUUGAAUGCUGCUCAGUGGGCCAUUAGUGUUUUCCCCGCUUGGUUGGUUGUGAGGAAGAUCGGAGUGUUGGGUGAUGGAACCAAAAUUCAUGAGAAUAGGACUUAUGCCGGUGAGGAGGAGAGGAAGAAGCUCAAGCAGUCGGGAUUGGAGACUGCCGAGUACGAUAGGAAGGGGGAUCUUUAG